Nerophis lumbriciformis (worm pipefish) is the source of this 831-nucleotide messenger RNA. Lineage: Eukaryota; Metazoa; Chordata; Actinopteri; Syngnathiformes; Syngnathidae. The record is from RefSeq and is a predicted model, not a curated record.
AUGACGACGGAAUACCAUGACAACAUUGACGAGGACAGCAGUUCCUUCUGGAACAAAGAACCAUCCAUCAGCCCUCGCUCAAGAGUGUCCAGGCUCAGCCGCCGCCUGUUUCCAAUUCUGACCGUAGCAGCCAUUUUGAUACUGAUGAUCGCACUGGGAGCCAGCUAUUCAAAGAUGGCGAGUCGUUUGUCGUCGGCGGAACGCGGUUUUUCCAAUUUCAGCCAAUCACUCAGUGGUAUCCAGCAGCUUGCCGCAGAUGCUGCCAAAGAUGUGGAACGACUCAAGUUUGUGGUGUCGAAUAACAAACAAGAGCUGCAGACGACAUCCGAGGCCUUAAAACAGCUAGCCACUCUGAACACCAUCAGCAGGACGGUGGCCACGCUCAGAUGUUCGCUUGACCGUCUCCUCAACAACGGUUCGACAUCGGCAAGUGCCACCUGCUGUCCUUUGGACUGGGUGAGUUUCAGUUCCAGCUGUUACCACUUUAGUCGCUCGCUGAAGUCCUGGCACGAUGCGCGCGACUGGUGCAACGGACACGAGUCGCACUUGGCCAUCAUCUUGACGGACGAGGAGUGGGACUUUGUGCACGACCACGCAGCGGGUCGCUUCUACUGGGUGGGCCUGACUGAUGAAAGGGGCUCCUGGGAGUGGGUCAACCAGACGCCUUACGUUAUGAACCGCAGGCGCUGGCGGCCCGGACAGCCCGACAGUUGGACCCACCACGGCAUGGGACCUGGUGACGAAGACUGCGCUCACGUGCACAGUGACGGUCGCCUCAACGAUCUGCACUGCUCUAGCAGGCUGCCGUUCAUCUGCCAGAAACACGCCUGA